Messenger RNA from Gongylonema pulchrum, 297 nucleotides. The record is from the annotation of a GenBank genome assembly. NCBI's taxonomy places the organism in Eukaryota, Metazoa, Nematoda, Chromadorea, Rhabditida, Gongylonematidae.
AUGUCAAUAAUUUGCACGGCGCUGCGCCAAGUUGCUUCGCCAUCGGGCGCUAGCUCGAGCGAUGAAUCGACAACAUCGACGCCGUUCGACACGUCCGGCACUGCAUCAAACUGCAGCGUGGAUUCAUUGCUAACGUCAGAGCGUCACCAUGACCUGGAUUUCCGGAUCCGGCAACGACUGGAAGCCUCUCGGCAAGGGAUGCUACAACUGGAAGCACUGCGCAACAAGCAUCAGAAAUUGAUGCAGGUGAGACAGAUUUUAAAAUUUCAUAUUGAACCGAAAAGUCAGGCUUCUUGA